AUGAGCAGACCAGAAUUCAUCGAAGACGCAACAAUAAUCGGUGGAUUGAUCGGAGUCCAGUUUAUAUACGCCGGAAACUCAAUUUUGAACAAAUAUCUCAUGUCUGAAGGCCUUCCUCAGUCUCCUUAUAUCAUCUCCCUCAAUUUCAUCACCUUUCUUAUCCUCUCCCCUCUUGCAUUUUUCUUCGAAAGGAAAGCAUGGCCGAAGCGAUUGAGCCCGAAAUUAUCUGUUCAGUUGGUUUUGAUAUCGUUUUCAGGGGUGACGUUGUUUCAGUCGUUAAUGUUGAAGGGGAUAAACUUGACUUCAGCAUCCAUGGCUACAGCAAUGCCAAAUCUUGCACCAGGUCUCGUUUUUCUCAUCGCUUGGGCAUUUAGGUUAGAAAAAGUCAACCUCAGAUGCACGUACAGUAGGGUCAAAAUUGUGGGUACUUUCUUAUGUGUGGUGGGGGCCAUUACAAUGACUAUUAUGCAAAGUACUAAAAGGAAAACCGUCGCUAAAGAUAUCUUCCCACACGACGCCUUGUCUCCACCAACUGAACACUUCUAUAUUUUCGAUUGGGACCAUAUUAUCGGUUGCUUGUAUCUCAUUGCUGCUGUUAUAGUUCUAUCAAGCAAUGUCAUCUUGCAGGCUAUAACUUUAAGGGAUAUGCCAACGCCUAUAUCGUUGUGUGCAUUAACAUCUUUAAUUGGUGUGAUGCUAACUUUGAUGGUUGAGUUUAUUCAAGAUCAGGAAAUUGGAAAAGAAUGGCAAGUGUGGUGUUUAAAACAGCUUAUGUGCUAUGCUUUAUUGGCUGGAACAGUAUCUGGAUUUUGUGUAAGCUUCAAUGGAUACGCAAUGAGGAAGAGAGGUCCUGUUUUGGUUUCCAUGUUCAAUCCCAUUGGCACUGUCAUCACUGUUGUCAUUUCUCGUUUCUUAGGUCACUCCAUUGCCAUUGGAAGCGCCUUACAGGUAUGUUUGUGA
Messenger RNA from Lactuca virosa, 960 nucleotides. NCBI's taxonomy places the organism in Eukaryota, Viridiplantae, Streptophyta, Magnoliopsida, Asterales, Asteraceae. The record is from the annotation of a GenBank genome assembly.